Messenger RNA from Achroia grisella, 1965 nucleotides. RefSeq lists its product as uncharacterized. The coding region runs from base 76 to 1920 and encodes 614 amino acids. The record is from RefSeq and is a predicted model, not a curated record. Lineage: Eukaryota; Metazoa; Arthropoda; Insecta; Lepidoptera; Pyralidae. The transcript is spliced from 5 exons.
AUGACGUUAUAGUAAUGUCCGUUGCAAGAACAUAUCAAAUCAAAUACCACAAAUACAAAACGGCUGUAGUUCGUUAUGAUAACAUAUCAAAAUUGUGAAGUAGUCGCCAGUUUCUUUUUCUACAUUACCGUCAAAUUUCUCAGUGUACUAUUCGAAUACUAUAACCCAAUGUAUAAGAAAAGAGCGCCAACUUUAACUAGCAUUCCAGAGAGAAACGAAAAUGAGGAGGUUAGGAAAUGGGUCCCAAAGAAGAAGCAUGAAGUGUUGAAAGCUAAAUAUAAAUGUUUGAAGAAAUUAUUCCAGAUUUACGAUGCUAGUGUUAUUGGUAUACUACCAGAGCCAUGUCAAGACGCCGAAUCAAUAGAAGAAACGGAAAUAGAUGUCAAGCAAUCUAAAAGGAAAAAACGGUCCAAUAGAACAAAAACCGACGCGUGCGCGGGAACUAUUGAAGUAUCCAACGGUGAUGUAACUGAACAGUCGGAAUCUGAGAGAGGAUCGACUAUAGCCACGGCAGUAAUGAGAGACCUUAAAAUGACCCAAUGUUCAUGUACCUCAACACAAUAUGACGGAACAAUAUCCAAAUAUGAUACAUACGCGACUACACAAGUCUCUAAAGAGAAUGUAACUGAAAGAGAAUGUGAUUGCACACAAACGCACCCAACAGUAAAUCCUAAUCCUUAUUUAUUGCUCAAUGGAAAACCAAAGAUAACCAGAUUCCAGUGGUUCAUACAAAGAAUUUUCGGUAUACGCGGAGAAUACAAAAAUUUUUCAAACGGCCAUGUUUAUGCAGCCAGUGAUAAUAAUAUAACACACCAGUAUGGAGAGAAAAGGAGAAGACGCGGACUUAGAUUCAGAAGAUUGAAAAGACCGAAAAAGAUUCAAUCGGAAAGCGGAUUGAGGAGUGUAAGGAGUCCAGCAAUACUGACGUUCGUCCAAUCUGUUCAGCGGAGCUGCUUGAUGGAUACUACACCUAGACAAUGUCCAAUUGUGGGAUGUAAGAUGAUGUUUUAUGGUAUUAUCAAUUACAACGAUCACCUUAACCUUUGCCAUUUUACUGGCAGAAAAUAUAUCUGCCAUUACUGCCACGAGGGUUUCGAGCGAGAAUACGAUAAAUAUGUACACGAGAAUGAUCAUAUUGGUAUAACCAAACUGAAUAUAACCUCAGCGCCAUCAACUGACAGACAAUCCAGUAAAAAGGCCAGUAAUACUCAAACAGAUCCACAAUUAACGAAAAUCAAUGUACAAGAAGAGAAAUUGAAGAAGAUCGUAUCAUUUUUUGAUAAAAUAACCGAUCCUGAACAAGUGAUAACACAGAUUAAAAAGGAUAGAUUUUCCGAAUCGAAUUUGCGAUGUCACAGAUCUAAGAUGGAGACAACCAUAGAUAAUAUAACUAGCACAGAUAACAGCUCGGACGGAGACAAGCGAACGGUCAGCUGCGUAAACCUUCGUAGAAAAAACAAUAGGAUCUUUAAUAAUUAUAUUUCGUCAGGCGAUUCAGAUUUUACUUCACAAAUUCCAGUUUCUCAAGUAACUUGCAACUUUUGUGGAGAAAACUUUGAAUUCAGACGUCAGCUAAGUCUUCACAUGGACUUAGAACACCGCACCCACAACAAGUACUCCAAAUUUCACAGUUGUGCCGGCAUCACUAACCCCAAACGUUGUGAAAUGCUUUCCGAGGAUGGUAAAGUCAAUAUACUUAGCGAACAUCAAAAUCCUUCAACCAUACGACGCAUCAACACAUGUUCCACGCUGACCCAAGAUUCGGAAUAUUCUAGAAAUUCAGAAGAGACGCUCAGAUGUGAUCCGUCGACCAAUAUCGUGUAUUACAGUUCUUCGGAAGCCGCAAAACCGUCUAUGGAGAGUUUUGUCAAUAGGGGCGGGUACAAAUGGGAACCAGGUACUAAGAUUAUACAUGUGUGAGCGUAGACGUCAUGUUAUGUAAUAGUUAUUAUAAUCUGAAAUUGA